Paramecium sonneborni is the source of this 273-nucleotide messenger RNA. The record is from the annotation of a GenBank genome assembly. Lineage: Eukaryota; Ciliophora; Oligohymenophorea; Peniculida; Parameciidae.
AUGGGAUGUUCAGAAUCUACAGAUUAUAAGUCUUCGCUAUAAUUGAGCCAAGACUCAACACUAGAUACAUAUAGAAUAUCUCAAAUAAAACCGAAACCAUAACAAAAUUAUCUAGAUUCAGAAGACUUUGAGGAUUUUGACACAUCUGAAUUGAGCAUUGAAUAAACAUGCUUUCAUCUCUAUGAUAAUCUUCUCAAAAAAGUUGUAACUGUCCCAAAAUUGAAAUCAGUCACUUAUUCAACCAUUCUCAAAAGAAGAAACCUUAAAACAUGA